AUGGGCUGGACGGGAGCGUGGGACGUCGCAGUAGAGGCAGAACGGAACGCUGCUCGACCCGCAGACACCGCCAGCACACGACCGCGACACGACUUUGCGACCCCGCCGACCCAGCUCCCCCUCCUCCCUUCGACCCAUUCCAUCACCUCGUUCAGACACGCCCAGAUGACGACGAAGAGGAGGAACCACGGCCGCAACAAGAAGGGUCGUGGCCACGUCGCCUCGAUCCGCUGCUCCAACUGCUCGCGCAUGUGCCCCAAGGACAAGGCGGUCCGCCGCUUCACCGUCCGCAACAUGGUCGAGACGGCUGCCAUCCGUGACCUUUCGGAUGCGUCGGUGUACGCUGAGUACGUGCUCCCGAAGCUCUACCUCAAGAUCCACUACUGCAUCUCGUGCGCCAUCCACGCGCACGUCGUCCGCGUUCGCUCGCGCGUCGGCCGCCGCAACCGCGCGCCCCCUCCCCGCGUCCGCUUCAACAAGGACGGCAAGAAGAUCUCGCCCGCCGCCCAGCAGGCCGUCGCUGCUGCCCGCAACUAA
Messenger RNA from Rhodotorula toruloides NP11, 537 nucleotides. Its product is annotated as 40S ribosomal protein s26. Gene Ontology annotation, biological process: translation. Lineage: Eukaryota; Fungi; Basidiomycota; Microbotryomycetes; Sporidiobolales; Sporidiobolaceae. Gene Ontology annotation, cellular component: cytosolic small ribosomal subunit; ribosome. The record is from RefSeq and is a predicted model, not a curated record. The transcript is spliced from 4 exons. Gene Ontology annotation, molecular function: structural constituent of ribosome; mRNA binding. The coding region runs from base 1 to 537 and encodes 178 amino acids.